AAGCAGCCAAUUUAGAUGAUUGUGUAUGCACCUUGUUUUCAACGCCCAGGACCCAGAAUUCCCGCCUUUAUAACAAUCACUCCAGACUUUAACCAUCUUCUCCUGUUUCUUCUCCUUUGCUUCACCUGAAAACAUGUCUUCGUCAUCUUCUUCUUCCUCUUCUUUACAUGAAAUCAUUCUCACCAGCUCGCCAGAAGGCCCUAUCUCAGCCUAUAACCCCUCCUCAGGUGCCACUCUUGCUCAUUUUUCCGGCAGCCGGUCCCCCCGGCAAGGCCUUGCCUUCGCCGGAAAGACCUUCAUUGUUGCCUCUCAUAUCUCCCCAACAACGGCUUCAGGAUCAAUUCACUUAUACAAUUGGUGGUCUUCAACUCCCUUGCAUAAUCUCCCUCUUCCUGAACCUGUUGCUCCUGUAAUAUCCACUCCUGAUGGCUUGUACUUGUUCACCGGUGGCGUUUCAGGCUCCAUCUAUGUCAUUUCUCUCCCUUCAGGAGACAUUCUUAGAUCAUUUUCUGCCCAUAAGAAACCUGUAACUUGCCUGGAAAGCAGCAUCGAUGGAUCCCUUUUGAUCUCUGGUGGCGACGACGGAAGAAUCAUCACAGUACCAAUCUUCCAACUUGUCGAUCACCACACCUCAGGUGAUAACAAUCCAAAUGACUUGAUGUUGCAGAAAUUUAUAGCGCAUAAUGGUUCAGUCACAGCCAUUGUUUCUUGUAUGGGAUCAUUCAAAUCUCUGAUGGUUUCAUCUUCAACAGACUGCACAUGCAAGCUAUGGAGACUGGAUGGAACCCAUUUGCACAAUUUGACGUUUCCUUGUGCAAUCAUGGGGGUGACACUAGAUCCAACAGAGACAGAAUUCUACGCCGCGGGAUCUGAUGGUUUGAUUUACAGAGGAUCGCUCAAGUUCGAAAGCAAAAAACAUAUAAUCCAGGACAAUGAAUUGGCGACAUUGGUGCAAAAACACGAAGGGAUGGUGGUAUCAGUCGCAAUGGUGAACGAAGGAAAGAAUCUGGUAUCAGCUUCGGAAGAUGGAAGUGUUUAUAUAUGGGAAGUCGAGUCAGGAGAAGUCAUAUUUGUGCUAGGAAAUGAAAUGGGGAGCAUCAGUGAGAUGUUGGUGGCUUCUGGAAUUGGUGAGAGUAAAGGGUGUGGAAUUGAAGGUGGGAAAGGUAGAAAUAAUGAAAAAGGGGGUGGGGUUUUUGAGGUUUAUGGUGAAGAGUUGUUGAGAAGAUCAAUGAAGGAAAGUGUGGAUUUGGAAGAAGUGUUGAGGGUGGCUGCUAAGAACAGAAGCAAAGCCAUUGACAUGCUUGAGUCUGCAAUUGCAAUGUAUGAAAAGCUAUUGGAACUCAUUCUCAAAGAAGCCAUGAGAGGCUCCACCAUCACUAAUCUCAAAAACAAAGAUGAAAUUUAAACAUCUUAAAAGAAAAUGAAUGAAAUGAACCAUUGAUAGUUCAUAUAUCAUUUUUUCUAUGUUUCUCA
Messenger RNA from Pistacia vera, 1473 nucleotides. Its product is annotated as protein ROOT INITIATION DEFECTIVE 3-like. Gene Ontology annotation, biological process: DNA-templated DNA replication; rRNA processing. The transcript has a single exon. Gene Ontology annotation, molecular function: protein binding. Gene Ontology annotation, cellular component: nuclear pre-replicative complex. The record is from RefSeq and is a predicted model, not a curated record. Lineage: Eukaryota; Viridiplantae; Streptophyta; Magnoliopsida; Sapindales; Anacardiaceae. The coding region runs from base 134 to 1405 and encodes 423 amino acids.